Molecule: messenger RNA, 5112 nt
Organism: Syngnathoides biaculeatus (alligator pipefish)
Lineage: Eukaryota; Metazoa; Chordata; Actinopteri; Syngnathiformes; Syngnathidae
Gene: fhl3a
Product: four and a half LIM domains 3a
Exons: 6
Coding region: 176-1015 (279 amino acids)
Biological process (GO): actin cytoskeleton organization
Cellular component (GO): nucleus; stress fiber; Z disc
Molecular function (GO): transcription coregulator activity; actin binding
Source: RefSeq, a predicted model, not a curated record
CUUUUCUUCCACUUGCAACAGCAGCAGGCGGGGGAUACCGGACCGGAGCGACCACCACACCGAAGCCCGCCCCGCAGUGCUCGACUGACGGCUACGUGACACCCGGGCGGCACGCUGUCAGCUCCCGCUUCAUACCUGGCAGCCUGACAAACCGACGGACCGACCGACUUCCGCAAUGGCCGACCGCUUCGACUGCGACAACUGCAAGGAGUCCCUGUACGGCCGCAAGUACAUCCAGUCGGACGACAGCCCUUACUGCAUCCCCUGCUACGACAGCCUCUUCUCAAACACGUGCGACGAAUGCAAGGAGCUGAUUGGUCACGACGCCCGGGAACUCUUCUACGAGAACCGACACUACCACGAGCACUGCUUCCGGUGUUUCCGCUGCGACCGCUCACUGGCGGACGAGCCCUUCACCAACCAGGAGGACGCGCUGCUCUGCAACGACUGCUACUGCAACGAGUUCUCGUCCAAGUGCGUCGCCUGCGACAAGAUCGUCAUGCCGGGUACCAGGAAGCUGGAGUAUGCAGGUUCCACGUGGCACGAGGGCUGCUUCGUCUGCCACGCUUGCGAACAGCCCAUCGGCUCAAAAUCAUUCAUCCCCGAGAAGGAUGAGCACUACUGUGUGCCGUGCUACGAGGACAAGUUCGCGCCGCGUUGCACGCGCUGUAAAAAGACCCUGGCUAAAGGCGGCGUGACCUACCGGGACGAGCCGUGGCACAAGGAGUGUUUCGUAUGCAGCGGCUGUAAAACACAGCUGGCCGGCCAGCACUUCACCUCGCGUGACGACAGCCCGUACUGCCUCAAGUGCUUCGGAAGCCUCUACGCCAAGAAGUGCGAGGCCUGCAGCAAACCCAUCACAGGGUUCGGCGGAGGCAAGUACAUCUCGUUCGAGGACCGCCAGUGGCACCAGCCGUGCUUCACCUGCACUCAGUGCUCCGUGUCGCUGGUGGGUGCCGGCUUCUUCCCCGACGCCGAGCGCAUCCUGUGCCGCGACUGCCACAACAGCCUAUAAAUAACCCCCAGAAUCUCCCUUCAAAUUCUGCUCGACUCGUGCCAUAGCCAAAGUCUUUAAACUCAGCAAGGUAACACAGGAAAACUAAUGCAGUUUUUCCAAAAUGGACCACCUUCAAGCUACGUUAUGUAGUUAAGUUCCUUAAAAAAAAACAUGACGUUGUUAUGUGAUACUGUACAAUAUUUGAUAUCGAUUUUCAUAAAGGGACACAACGGUGCAGUUGAUAGUCCUCACUAACUAAGAAUAAUGAGAACUUGGACUCUGUUUUCAUGGCUGCUUCUUUUUUCCCCCCUUUCGGCUUGUCCCGUGAGGGCUCGCCACGACGCGUCAUUUUUUUCCAUGUAAGCCUUUCUCCUGCAACCUUCUCUCCAACGCCAUCUGCCCCCAUGUCUUCCCUCACAACAUCCACCAACCUUCUCUUUGGUCUUCCUCUCGCUCUUUUGCCUGGCAGCUCCAUCCUCAGCACCCUUCUCCCAACAUUGCCCUUUUUCUCUCCCCUGGACAUGUCCAAAUAAUCGAAGUCUACUCUCACUUACUUUGUCUCCAAACAAUCUAAACUUGGCUGUCCCACUGAUGAGCUCAUUUCUGAUUUUAUCCAACCUGGUCACUCAUAGACAGAACCUCAACGUCUUCCUUUUAGUUUGUUUUCACAACUAACCCUUGAAUAAUCCUCAAAUUUGACAAUAUACUGCCCAUAUUAAUUGGUGCCGGCAAAAAAAAAAUAAAAUAAAUAAAAAAUUUCGCAUCACCAAUCUAUCUAUAAUUCCAGCAGGAGCUCAAGCCCUGGAAUUUGCUCACAAUAGCUUCUUUAAACCAACAUGGCUGAGUUCCUGUUGAGUUUCAGGCGAAAAUUCUCGUGACUUUUUCAUGCAUCCUGUUCUGAUAGGCACGUCCACCUGAUAUCGUGUUGCUUAGUGAAACUGCUGUCAGCGGCUGGUUUUUUUUUCCCCCCUCAAACCUUGUGAAAGUCCUCAAGAUGAUCAAAUUUUACACUACUCACAAUAGAUGAUGUUAAUAUACCGUAAUUUGCGGCCUACAGAACGCACCCAGCCUCACCCAGUACAUUUGUAAAGAAAAUACCAUUUGGUACAUACAUAAGCCGGACCUACAAAAAAAACAUACCUAAAUUAUAUUAGUAACACAGCAGAAACACACUUGUGUGGCGCUAAUGCUGGCGCGGUGCUAAUAGGGCCAGUUAAAAACAACAUACCGGUAAAAAUCACCGAGACGCGGCAGCAACACAGCAGCUACACGGUAGCACAGCACUAACAGGGCCGGUUUGAAAAAAAACAUACCGGUAAAAAAAGUCACUUUCUUGGCACAUAUAUUCCACCAUCUCACUCUUACCUUUUCCGCUCGAGUGCCCCCUUGCAGCCGUUAGAAAAAAAAUGGACAAAUUAGCCGCAUCACCGCAUAAGCCGCAGGGUUGAAAGCGUGUGAAAAAAGUAUCAGUUUAUUGGCCGGAAAUUACAGUACUUUUUUCCAAUUGAGGCUAAUUGGGUUGAAAUCCCAAAUCUGAGUCCAAUUUCAACACCCUGGAAAUCGCCCCAAAUUGCUACUUUAAACCAUAUUGGCCAACUACCUGUUCAAUUUCUUCUGGACAGUAUCUUGAGACUUUUUAAUAAAUUCCGUUAUGAUAGACGUCAACUUCAUUUCAUGUCAAUCGGUCGGACGAAUAGCUUUUCAUGGGGUGCUACUGAUUGAGUUUUUGGGCUUUAUGUUCAGGACCCCUUCAAUGCAAUAUGCUUGCAAUAGCUGAUGAGAUUUCUGGCAUGUUGAUUGCCCCAAGAAGGUUCCUGUUUUAACGCUGUAACUGCAUUUUGAAUGUCACUUUUCUCUCUCUCGCUCACAAUGAUCACUAUGCAGCUUGACUAGGUUGCUGUAUAUAAUGGCACACAAAAAAAAUGAAUACAAAAGCGACUUUAGAGGGGAAAAAGAGCUUUAUGGCAAGUUUGUUGCUAUCAUAAAGAAGGUAAACUUUGCACUUUUUAGACUAGUUUCCUGCUUCCAUGUUGCGUGCACAUAAAUUGAAACACACUCAUUAUUAAAAAAAAAAAAACUUGGCACAAAACCACUUUUUUAUCUAAUCGCUGAUGCUAUUUUCUAUUGUUUUUUUUUUUUUUUUUUUUUAGUUUUCUGCUCAUUUGAUAAGAGCACAUUUUUCACAAUUUCUUCAAGAAUUUUUUUCUUAACCAAGCCUGUCCUGUAAUACUAGUUUCUUCCUCAUGAGGUGUUUCCGAGGCAGAAGAAUUCUAGCGAUUUCAAUAUUUGCUCACAUUUGGGACCAAGCGUUGUUCAAGACUGGGGAGGGGGGGGGGGUAAAGUCACUCAUCAAGUGAUACUUUUAAUUAGCUUGCAUUCCAAAAAGUUAGAAUUGUGUUUGGAAUUUAAAAAAAUAUAUAUUCUGGCAUUCUGCUGCCCCCUAUUGGUUUGGACCAUUUCCCAAUUAUUUUCCUUCACAUUGUACUUUUUCAAGCAUCUGGCAAUUUUAGUUCAAAAGAUGCUGUGUUAUUUUUGUAUAAUGUCUGAAUAUGCAUGUCUUAGUUUUUUUCAUUUGUUUUUUGUUGUUUUGUCCGUCUGUUGCUGGAUCUGAGAAUUUUGUGAGAAUUUUUUCCCCAUCCAAAUACAACCAACGUAAAUCAUUUUUCAUAACUAAUAAUGUUCCAUUGACCAAUAAGUACCCUUAAAGGCGUUUGUGGAUUACUGAAGAUCUUUUUAAAUAAUUAAUAAAACAAGCAGCUCACUAUUUGGCCAGGUCAAAUUACUUUUUAUAUUUUUAGAUAAUUCUGUUUUAGUUUAAAUGUAAUUUUUUUUUAUUUUAGUUUGUGUAUUAGUUUAUUUAAUUUUUUCCGUGUACCGUAAUUUCCACUCUACAACCCGCGACUUUUUUCUCAUGCUUUCAACCCUCUGGUUUAUGCAGUGAUGCGGAGCUAGUGUUAGCGCGGGGCUAGCGUUAGCGCACCUGGUUAUAAGCCUCGGUACACAGGAGUUUAAUGCUAGCGCGGGCGCCGCCCUGAAGUACGGUAGUUUUUAUUCGUUUUACAUGUAUUUUGGAGUUUUUAAUUUUAGAUUUAUUGUACUUGUUUAUAUUGAGUUUUUGUUAUAGUUUUUUUUUUUAGAGGGAAAAAGCCACACAUAAUAAGACAUAUGUAAGCAACUCACCACAAGCAUUUGAGGCUAACAUUAGCAGCUUGGCUCACUAUUUGGCAAGCAGGCGAUUUUUGCUUCAAGUACCAAAAUUCCCGCCCUACAGAGCACACCUUGUUACAAGCCUCACCGAGUACACUUGUAAAGGAAAUACCAUUUGGUACAUACAUACGCCGCAGCUGUGUAAAAGCCGGAAGUGCCCACAUUGAAACAAGAUAUUUACAAAGAAAGACGGUACACAGAGAGUUUAAUGCUAACAAUAGCCGGCGCACUACCGCUAUCGGGGACAGUAAAAAAAAAAAUUUAAAAAAAAAAACAUACUGGUAAAAAUCGCGGCAGUAACAUGCUAGUGCAACACUAACAGGGACUAAAAGUCACUUCCUCGGCACAUAUAUUCCACCGGUCUCUUACCUUUUCCGCUCGAGUGCCCCCUUGCGGCUGUUGGAAAAAAAAUGCACGAAUUAGCCGCAUCACUGCAUAAUUUGCAGGGUUGAAAACGUGUGAAAAAAGUCAUGGUUUAUAGGCCAGAAGUUACGGUACUUUUUACGCAUUUGCAAACUAUAAAUACCCCCCCCCCACACACACACACACACAAGUUCUUAUGGGUACCCUGUUAAGUAGUACCGAAUUAAUUGAUAGUGUUAAAGGGGAAAAAAAAGAAACCAACAAAAUUUUGAGAUCUUUUUUUUUCUGCAACUGUUUUUCUUCCCCCGUUCUUAUUAUAUGUGACAAAGUAUUAAAAAAAAAAUCUAUACAUUUCAUGAUUUCAGCUUUGAUGCUGGUGAGUCACAGUUGGCAAAUGUGCAUUUGUUUUGUCUUGUCUUUAAGAUGGGGAAAUAAGCCAUCGUUUAGCAUAAAUCCCGAUGUUAAUAGAUGGGACUCAAUCCUGCAACGGUGGUGAUGGACGCUUGUGUGUACGUUUGAGUGGAAAAUAAAUGGAACAAUGUGGA